AUGGCCGCAACACCCUCGUACGAAUGGCGCGGCCCAUUCCAGAACAUCGAGGUGAACAACCUCCACGCCGAAUGUUUCGACCACGAGCCGAAGGACAUCGAUUGGCAAGCUCGCCUAGAUCGCCAUAGCCUUGGAUGGGUUUGCGCUCGCCACGGCGACCAACUCGUCGGCUUCGUCAACGUCGUUUGGGAUGGAGGCAAGCACGCAUUCGUGCUCGAUCUCAUGGUCGCCAAAAGCCAUCGGCACGCAGGUGUCGCGAAGACGAUGAUGAAGCAAGUCAUUGAACAGACGGAGUCUGCUGGAUGCGAGUGGCUCCAUGUGGACUUUGAGGAACGACUAAGGCCAUUCUACUUCGACGUAGUCGGUUUCCACGAGACGCAUGCUGGACUCAUCAGGCUCCGGCACACAUAA
Molecule: messenger RNA, 411 nt
Organism: Zasmidium cellare ATCC 36951
Lineage: Eukaryota; Fungi; Ascomycota; Dothideomycetes; Mycosphaerellales; Mycosphaerellaceae
Exons: 1
Coding region: 1-411 (136 amino acids)
Molecular function (GO): acyltransferase activity, transferring groups other than amino-acyl groups
Source: RefSeq, a predicted model, not a curated record